AUAAAAUUCUCGAGAAGGUUCACGAAUUCACGAAAAUUGCGGGUAAAAUUGGUUAUUGUUGUUUUGCUAUAAUUUGUAAUGAUUUUUAUUUGUCGUGAAAAAUGAACGACAUACAAAAUAUUAUCGAUCGUCAGCUCGGAAUAUAUUCCCGUUUCAACUACGACAAUGUCUUGAAGAGGCUUGUGGUACACAGCGAGGAGUCAUUCUACGGGUUGGGGGGCGAUCCGCUGCCGGGUAUCUUUGAUCUGGACCCGCCGAUAUUCGCUUGUCGAUUUUCCGAAGCCCCCGGCUAUGAACAUAUCCUUGCUCUCGCUAAUGAGGAUGGCCGAGUGGUUAUUCAGGACACGUCCACAGUAAGCAGUGCAGGCUCACUGGGAGAGUACCAGUGCCAUAUGAAUGCAGUGUUUGACCUGGCCUGGAUGCCACACCACAUGAACUUUGUCACUGCCUCAGGUGAUCACACAGCUUACCUCUGGGACGUGUCGGGGUCAUCGCCGAAACAAGUCCUCAGAUUCGCUCACCACACUAGAUCCGUCAAAACUGCAGCAUUCCGCCCCGCGGAGCCGUCCGUGUUUGCGACAGGUGCUAGAGACGGCCACAUAUUGCUUUGGGACAUAAGAACUAGCGGCCCAUCGGCCGUCUUCCUCAAACCUGACAACGGUUUAAUGAACUGUCACGCCAGUUUCACUCCCAAGACGCCGGGCUCGCACGGCAAGAGACCACGCCUCGACAACCAAAGAGCUAUCAGCAUCACGGGACUCGUGUUCCAAAACGAUGUAACCCUGAUCUCUUGCGGCGACGGCGACGGCAACAUCAAAGUCUGGGAUUUGAGAAAGAACUACAACAUUUACAAGAAAGAACCUCUCCCCAAACAUUCCAUCCCAUACUGCGGCAGUUCCACUAAAAACGGCUACACGAAUUUAAUAAUAGACGACGCGAGGGUUCGCCUGUACGCCAGCUGCAUGGACAACGUCAUAUACUGCUUCAACAUCUCCACCUACAACUGCCUGCCGGAACAGCGCUACAUCGGCCACGAGAACAAUACCUUCUACAUAAAAACCAGUUUAAGCCCCGAUAGUAUGUAUUUAGUUAGUGGAAGCAGUGAUAAAAACGCAUAUAUAUGGAAUGUCAAAUACUCCCACCCGGUAGUAAAGUUAACGGGACAUCGGGCGGAGGUCACUUGUGCCGCGUGGUGCCAGAAAGGGGACAUGAAGAUAGUGACUUGUAGCGACGACGCCAAACACAAAAUAUGGAGAAUAGGCAGGGAGUUCCCUGAAAUAGAUGUGGAGUUGCAGGGGAGAGCGGAAACUGUGCCGCGCGCGGAGCUCACCAGCCUCCCGCAGUGGGGCGGACUGGACAAGACGCCCAAGUCGCUAAAACGCAACAUAUCAACCCCCAGUUCGUACAGCGCCAAACGCGCUCGCUCUAAAGAGAGCAGCACGAGGAAAACUAAACGGUGCCUCGCAGACCUGAUGGCCGCGUCGAAAGACGCCGACGAAGUACCCGCUACCUUGACUAAACGAUUCAAACUAGACCUGCCUUGCAUUCCUGAAGAGCCCCUUUUGCCGGCUGGCAUAAAACGACAGAGACAUUCCACAGAAAUUUCUCCAGAUUGCUCCACACCUUGCAAAACGAAACGUUUAGACCCAGACUCCAGUCCCAAAACCCCAGAAUGGACAUAUUACACCCCCAAAGCGGGAACAUCGUUCAUGUCGCCGACAAAAAGUUACGAAAAGAAAACAUGCAAAAUUCUCUCCGCCAAAAGUCCAAAAGCCAUAUCCUCGAGUACGAUACCCCACCGGACUCCCGUCAAAGUGUCCCCGACUAAAGUAAGACUCGUAAGUUUUACUACGCCGACUAAAAAUUUACCCAACUUCGUUUUGGACGGCGAAGCGCCACAUUUGAGACUGAUGUCGCCCGUAAAGAUAAAACAGGAAACUACAGAUUGGUUAACAUUAAUGGUUCGCGAGAAAAAAGGAAAACCUGUUGAAACCGUUGAAAAAGUUAUUCAAGUUGCACCACUCAGUCCUAAAGAAAAUAUGCCCACCAGAAGAAAUUCGCUCGCAGAGAAAACUCCGAAGUCUGUUAAGAAAUCUUUGACUUUACUGAAAUACUUUAGUGUUGUUGAAAAGAAAAAUGGCGUAAUUUAACUCUGAAAUUGUACUGUUUUUUUAGAUAGGUAAGUGAAAUCUUUUUUAUUUUAUGGCCAUAAAGCCAUAUUAGUUUUUGAUCCAGUAAGCGAUCGCGAUUAUUAUUAUAAUGAAAUCAUUAAUGUUUUAUCUAUACUGACCUAGACUAAGAUCUGGAGUUCGAUUUCUAAUAUAGAAAUCAAAUUAACUCUUUUGGCCCUCAAUUAUUAUUUUUAUAAGUUUUGCGUGUUGUGUUCCUAUUCCACGAUCUCUUAGUAAAUCGAUGAGAGGGCCGCAAAGCGCAGUUUUGUUAUGAAACCCUUAAUUUUCUGCUGUUUUCUAAAUUGUCAACAAAUACCUGACUGUACAAACCUUUAAUUUUUAUUUCUGUUUCGUAUUUUAGACAGUAAUAAGCUGAUGAUAAUUAAUU
Maniola jurtina (meadow brown) is the source of this 2559-nucleotide messenger RNA. RefSeq names its product protein lethal(2)denticleless (gene l(2)dtl). The record is from RefSeq and is a predicted model, not a curated record. The transcript has 4 exons. Gene Ontology annotation, cellular component: nucleus. Gene Ontology annotation, molecular function: protein binding; protein-macromolecule adaptor activity. Gene Ontology annotation, biological process: proteasome-mediated ubiquitin-dependent protein catabolic process; mitotic G2 DNA damage checkpoint signaling. Bases 102 to 2150 code for a protein of 682 amino acids. NCBI's taxonomy places the organism in Eukaryota, Metazoa, Arthropoda, Insecta, Lepidoptera, Nymphalidae.